AUGCUCUCCCCUUCACUCAACCCCUCGGCUCCCAGCUUCGAGCUCGGUGCCUACGGCGGCCCCGCCAUCAACAUGUCUUCCCCCUCCACCGCCGCCCGGACCACUCCCUCCACCCGUCCCGGCAACCUCGCCGCUUCAGCCACUGGUAAAUCACUGAUCGACACCACCACCAACACGGCCAGGGUCGCUGCCGUCUACGGCCACGGCUGGAAGAGCUCGUCGCCUCCUUCCUCGGCCUUCCCCGCUCCAGUCGACUCGCCCACCAAGCCCACGUUCAGCACCCCCAGGCGCCUGGUCUCGGCUCACCCUUCCUUCAACACUGGAGCUCUCCCUUUCAAGCGCACGAACGGUCUCUCCAACGGCUACUCGACCUUGCUCACCGUCUCGGACAAGUCUGACUCUGCGUCCCUCGCCGGCAGCCGCCACCGCCCCAAGUCUCCCAGUCUUCCCGGCAUCCUUCCCUCGGACGAGCUCCGCCGUGGUGGUCCCCCAAGCGCCGCCGACGCUCUCAAGCACCUCCUCACGGUCGCCUCUGCUGAUCGCCAGUCUGGUUCCGCCUUCAUCAAGCCUGCCGCCACCAUCACGCCCACUUUUGACCCCUUCUUUGAUGACGCCAAGACCUCUCACCCCGAGGUGAUGGUCGUCGACCUGGGUCGCGCCACUCACACUGUGCAGCCCAGCACCCCUCGUACCACCCGCGUCACGGAACCCCUCUCGCCUCCCUGGACCCGCUCCCCCGUCGCGGUCCGUGGUGGCUAUUCCCGCUUGGACUCGUUCGAUCACCACUCGUCCAGCUCGGGCGAGCACGAGAGCAACUCGUCCACCAGCGAUUUUGGAGAGCGCCGCAACGUUUACAUCCCCGCCCUCACCUCGACCGUCACCGAGGAGAACCUUCGCAAGGCAGCCCAGAUGUCAGGCCGCGUCGUCUCCGUCAAGAUUGAGCGUGCGGGUGCCAUGACCCCUGACGUCUUUGACAUGCUUCCUGAUGGUAUCCACGGCCCGGCUAGGACCUAUGCCUUUGUCAUGUUUGACACUCCCCGUUCCGCCGGGCACUUUAUGCAGGCUCUCACCGAGAGCGGCAUUCCAUGCCAGUAUGGCAAGGAGACUCCCCACCUCAAGCAGAAGGUCCUCGAAGACCCUCACUCUAGCAACCUCUACGUCGCCGAGAUCCCUCUCGACGCUACCGAGGAGGACAUGCGCAACUUGUUCCACCCUGGUGUCAUCUCAUCACUCCGUUUCCUGACCGACGACAAGGGUAACCGCCGUGGCACUGCCAUGGUUCGUCUUCAGAGCCGCGCUCAAGCCGAGGAAGCUAUCAAGAGGCUCGACUUGAUGUUUGUCAUUCCUGGCUGUGCAAAGGCCCUUCAAGUUCGCAUUGCCGACUCGGAGCCCCAGAAGCAGUUCAAGCGUGUCAACAUGGCUCCCCGCUCGCCCGAGGUGUUUGACGGUCUGCGUCGCGGCAGCUUUGGCAGCUUUGGAAGCGUCAACAGCCCUGCUCCCUCUCCCAUCCGUCCCAAUGGCGGUUCUCCCAACAGCAGCGUGCUUGUCGACAGCGCCUUUGAAGAGGACGAUGACACGCGCAAGCUCAAGGACACGAUCAGUUCUCUCCAGGCCGAGGUUGAGCGUCGUGAGGCCAUGGCAAAGGAAUCGUCCCUGAGGCAGCGCCGCGCCAUCAACAUGCCCAUCACCACUACUGGCCAUCUGGUCCCUGGUCUGGCGACUGACACCAACAAGGAGGCUGACGACCUGGGCCCCAUUCUCAAGCCUCUUCACAUCAACACGCCCAAGGCCUUUGACUUUGACUCGUUCCUCGACCAGAAGCACCAGGUGCCCCACAUGACCUCACCCAUGACCCCGGUCACGCCCACCCACUGGGGCAAGUACGCCACCUCGCGCAAGUCGUCGUUGUCGCUGCACGAGUCCCAGUCGUCCCUGUCGUCGAGCAACGACAGCCGCCGCCACCGCAUGCCCAACGGCAACAGCGACCGCCCCGAAUACCCUCUCGACGCCAACCCCGCUCGCUUCUAA
Molecule: messenger RNA, 2028 nt
Organism: Apiotrichum porosum
Lineage: Eukaryota; Fungi; Basidiomycota; Tremellomycetes; Trichosporonales; Trichosporonaceae
Exons: 6
Coding region: 1-2028 (675 amino acids)
Cellular component (GO): cytoplasm; ribonucleoprotein complex; nucleus
Molecular function (GO): mRNA binding
Source: RefSeq, a predicted model, not a curated record